Molecule: messenger RNA, 1843 nt
Organism: Papilio xuthus (Asian swallowtail)
Lineage: Eukaryota; Metazoa; Arthropoda; Insecta; Lepidoptera; Papilionidae
Product: para-nitrobenzyl esterase-like
Exons: 3
Coding region: 7-1803 (598 amino acids)
Source: RefSeq, a predicted model, not a curated record
ACAACAAUGAUACAGGUUUCUUGCGCGGUGUCGUAUUCACGUAAUCUAAAAAAGAUAAAUAUACGCUAUAUAAAACAAAGUGUUGUUACAUCAUUAACAGUCAGGAUUGCAAACGAUAAAGUAGUGUAUGUAAAAAUGAUAAAAUGGGUGACAUUUUUGGUUUUAAUAUUGUUGGCAAUAGGAGAUAGUAAAGAAGUGAAACAAUUGAAUACAGCCCAGGGACCAGUCCGCGGAUAUAAAGAUGCCGGCGAUGAUGUGUUUGUCUUUUACGGGAUCCCAUACGCAACUGCUCCAACUGGACCCAACAAAUACAAGGCACCUCUUCCACCGCCCACUUGGACGACACCAUUUGAAGCGGUCAAUAAAAACAUAAUUUGCCCGCAAAUGGAAAACCUUUUUAUGGCAAAUCCAAAUUCAACAGAAUCAGAAGACUGUUUAAUUGCAAACAUUUACGUACCUGAUACAAAAACUAAUAAGUUACCAGUUUUAGUCUACGUUCAUGGAGGUGCAUACCAAAUAGGAUACGGUGAAUUUGCUGUAGCAAAGAACUUGAUGAGGGAAAAAGAAAUGAUUAUUAUCAAUUUCAAUUAUCGUCUUGGACCUCAUGGUUUCUUGUGUUUAGGCACACCAGAUGUGCCUGGUAACGCUGGAAUGAAAGACCAGGUAGCCUUACUUCGUUGGGUUCAGAAAAAUAUUGCCAGUUUCGGUGGUAAUCCUGAUGAUGUUACAAUAAUCGGAUACAGUGCUGGAUCUUCUGCAGUAGACCUGCUUAUGCUUUCGCCAAUGACAAAAGGUUUGUUCACUAAAGUUAUACCAGAGAGUGGGGCAAAUAUGGCAGCUUUUAGCGUGCAGGGAAAUCCGCUGGAAAACGCUAAAGCUUACGCUAAAUUAAUAAACUUUAGUGGCAAUGAAGAUGACGUUUAUGCUCUUGAAGAGUUUUACAAAACAGUUUCAAAGGAAGUCUUGCAUUCCGUCGAUUUAUUCAGUCAAAAAGAUUCCACAUUCUUUUUUUCGCCUUGUGUGGAACGCGAUGUAGGACAAGAAAUAUUUCUUGAUGACGCACCUCUAAAUAUUUUAAAGGACGGUAAACAAUAUAAGUUACCUAUGCUUUAUGGAUUUGCUGAGAUGGAAGGAUUGUUUAGAAUACCGUAUUUUGAUUUUUGGAAAGAUGGUAUGAACGCGAAGUUCUCCGACUUCUUACCUGGUGAUCUUCACUUUGACAGCGAAUCGGAAAAAGAAGAGGUGGCAGAAAGAAUCAAGAAAUUCUAUUUUGGCAAUCGACCAGUUAGCGAAGAAACUAUAUUGAGAUAUGUAGAUUAUUUUACGGAUAUUAUUUUUGCUUAUCCUACUUUACGAUCUGUGAGGUUGCAAGUGGAGUCUGGAAACAAUAACAUUUACCUAUAUCAAUAUGACUACGUGGACGACAGUGCACCGCUCAUACCGUACACUGAGGUUCGCGGUGCCAAUCAUUGUGCGCAGACUUAUGGGAUCGUUGAUGGGGCGUGGCCAAACCUGACGGAAGAUAAACUCCCUGAAGACACCCAGAAAAUGAAACGGAUGAUGCGUAAAAUAUGGGCAUCUUUCAUAACCACAGGGAAACCUGUACCCGAGAAUUCAGAUCAUCCUCAGUGGCCUCCAACUAAAGCUAAUGGUGGUCCUCAUAUGUGUAUAGACAAGUAUCUUAAGCUGAGGGGUCCAUUGCUACAGCAACGCGUUCUCUUUUGGGACGAGAUUUAUGAUAAAUAUUACGACGUUCCAAAACCGCCACCUACACCACCGAAAAGGCAAAAAGAAGAGUUGUAAUCAUAAUAACUAUACAAAUACACCUUUUGGUUUUAAAUAA